GAAAAAGGAAGUGUGAAAAGUGGAUGCUUUUACCACGUAAUUGGUGAUAGUAUUAUCUGGAGUGUGCACUUGAACGAAUUGGUGUUACACACGAACAAAACACCAAACGGAUUGCUCUUCUUGGGCCCAGGAGAGAGACAAAGAGGUGAAUGUUGUGCGAUAAGACUGCCAAUUCUUUGCUGUAAUCUAUGGGAUCAUGCUCGAUACACCCGAAAGUCCACAGUACAGCAUCAAUAACGCUGAUCCCUAUCCUGAAAUCAGUGAUGAUGAUUCCCCGUUGAUCUACGGACCAAAGCCAACAGCUGAUGGCAAGUUUCCCAAAGCCCGGCAUUUGCUGGGUCUUAUGGGUUUUCUGGGUUUUGCCAAUGUCUAUGCCAUGCGUGUGAAUUUGUCCGUGGCAAUUGUGGCCAUGGUCAAUCAUACGGCAAUUCCAGAGCAAAAUACCACAAAUCUGGAUGAUGUAUGUCCAGCUCCGGGAAAUGACACGGACAAUGGUCCGGUGCUCAAUGGGGAAUUUGCAUGGGAUGAAUCGACACAGGGAAUUGUUCUGGGUGCCUUCUUCUAUGGCUAUGUCCUGACCCAAAUUCCGGGUGGACGAUUGGCUGAGACUGUGGGUGGUAAGAUGAUCUAUGGAAUUGGUGUCUUGAUCACGGCCAUCUUCACAUUCCUAACGCCAAUUGCGGCGUACUGGAGUCUACCGGCUCUUGUGAUUGUGCGAGUGAUUGAGGGAAUGGGCGAAGGAGUGACAUUUCCAGCGAUGCAUGCAAUGCUAGCCAAAUGGAUUCCACCAUUGGAACGGAGCAAAUUUGCCGCUGUCGUCUAUGCAGGGGCCAAUUUUGGCACAAUUAUCUCUCUUCCACUCUCGGGAUGGCUCUGUUCGUUGGAUUUCCUGGAUGGAUGGCCAUUGGCUUUCUAUCUGUUUGGUGCCUUGGGGGUUGUGUGGUUCAUCUUUUGGAUGUACCUUGUGUACAAUUCGCCAUCACAGCAUCCACGAAUUAGUCCCCAGGAGAAGCACUACAUUCAGCGGAGUCUGCAGAGAUUGGAUGAUGAAUUGCUGGAUACCACAGGAGACAAUUCCAUUCCAUGGCGAAGUAUCUUGACGUGUCUGCCCAUGUGGGCCAUUUUGGUGACACAAUGUGGACAAGCAUGGGCUUUCUACACCCUCCUGACUGAAUUACCCACCUACAUGGACAAUAUCCUGCAUUUUGGCAUCAAUGCCAAUGCCGUCCUGUCAUCACUGCAAUAUCUGACAGCAUGGAUCUUUGGCAUUGGCUCAUCCAUUGUGGCUGACUGGAUCCUGGCCAAGGGAUGGCUCAGUCAGAAGAAUUCGUACAAAUUGUGGAAUUCAGUGGCUUCCAUUGUGCCCUCAAUUGGGCUCGUUGGGGUCGCUUGGGUGGGAUGCAACUGGAAACUGGCCAUGCUGAUGCUGGCGGGUUUUGGAGCAUUUCAGGGAGCCGUUUAUCCAGGCAAUCAGAUGAAUCACAUCACACUGAGUCCUCGAUAUGCGGGCACGAUGCUGGGAAUAACGAAUGCAGCUGGAAAUACUUGUGGCUUCCUUGCGCCCUAUAUCAUUGGGUCAAUUAUCAAAGGCAGCGAAACCCUUUCGACCUGGCGGGGUGUCUUCUAUCUGGCGGCCGUGCUCAAUGUGUCCGGAAACUUCUUCUACUUGCUCUUUGCGUCCGCCGACGAGCAACCGUGGUCGAAGCAGAGACCCCAUUUGCGCUAAUGAGAGGAUUUUCUUUUUUUAGUAGUCUUCUUGUCGCCAUCAAGUGGCUCGAUUAAUUGUGAUACCUCUCUUUCUCACGGAAAAUCUUUUUUUUUUUUUUUUUGUAACUACUUACCAAGUGAGAAUGGAUUUUGAUUUUUUUUUCGGUGGAGCAAGAGGGAUUCGCAAGGAAUCUUGAUUAAUCAUUGUGAUUCGUGACCAAACGUGCUUUCAAAACUUUUAUCCUUAACUUAAUGCAUUUUUUUUCGUGUGUUUGUAAAUGAAUCAGUAUCUCUUGACCCCACAGGAUUUUUUUUUUGUUUUUGAGGAGGAAACUUACCGAUCGUUUUUAGUUUAACAUGACGCAAUAUUAAAGUGGAAAAAAGUAUGAAAACUCUCAUUUUUAGAAGAUGAAAAUGUUUGUACAAAAAAAGAAUGAGAGAUGGAUAAAUUAAUAUUUUAUUAGGA
Messenger RNA from Phlebotomus papatasi, 2173 nucleotides. It is a transcript of the gene MFS10, whose product is annotated as sialin. Bases 197 to 1726 code for a protein of 509 amino acids. Gene Ontology annotation, biological process: monoatomic anion transport; transmembrane transport. The transcript has 4 exons. The record is from RefSeq and is a predicted model, not a curated record. Gene Ontology annotation, molecular function: transmembrane transporter activity. Lineage: Eukaryota; Metazoa; Arthropoda; Insecta; Diptera; Psychodidae.